Molecule: messenger RNA, 258 nt
Organism: Colletotrichum chrysophilum
Lineage: Eukaryota; Fungi; Ascomycota; Sordariomycetes; Glomerellales; Glomerellaceae
Exons: 2
Coding region: 1-258 (85 amino acids)
Molecular function (GO): monooxygenase activity; heme binding; oxidoreductase activity, acting on paired donors, with incorporation or reduction of molecular oxygen
Source: RefSeq, a predicted model, not a curated record
AUGGCCAACGACGCGGACCACGCGCGGCAGCGUAGGGCGCUUUCGCAUGCAUUCUCCACCAAGGCUUUGUUGGAGCAGGAGUACAUUGUAAAGUCGUACAUUGACGUGUUCUCGCUGAAGAUGAGGGAGUCUGCCAAGCUCGGAAAGCCUGUGAACGUCGUUGAUUGGUUCGCAUACACAAUGUUCGAUAUUAUCGGAGAUAUGGCUUUGGGAGAGCCAUUCGGGUGCUUGACAAGCGGCUACAAGACGAAUCGCUGA